Molecule: messenger RNA, 2680 nt
Organism: Silurus meridionalis
Lineage: Eukaryota; Metazoa; Chordata; Actinopteri; Siluriformes; Siluridae
Gene: nol9
Product: nucleolar protein 9
Exons: 14
Coding region: 397-2583 (728 amino acids)
Biological process (GO): cleavage in ITS2 between 5.8S rRNA and LSU-rRNA of tricistronic rRNA transcript (SSU-rRNA, 5.8S rRNA, LSU-rRNA)
Cellular component (GO): nucleus
Molecular function (GO): polynucleotide 5'-hydroxyl-kinase activity
Source: RefSeq, a predicted model, not a curated record
GUAUAUUAAGAACAUGAAAUAAUUCGUUUUAAACCCCGGGAUAUUUCGUAUUGUCCAUCCCCUUGUUCGUUCCAUACCGCUUUUGGAGCAUACGCUAGACAACGGGCUGUGUUUAGAUUUUUUAUAAUAUUUUAACAACAUGGUCGUUUUUGUCUCACUUUAGUGUAGGAGCGUUUGCAAAGCAUAAAAGGGGGUUAACGUUUGUCUUCGUUUGAGGGUUAAUAUUAUUGUUAACGUUGACGUUAAAGAACUGCAGGACUGCUCACAUGGAGAGAUCCUAGCUGUGAAUUCCUGUUUAUGGCUGCAGAUUCUUGAAUAUUUUUAUCAGCUAGCCAUUUAAAGAGGUGGUUUUUCACACCAUGAGCCAGUGCCAAUGAAAGUUCACAAGCCACAACCAUGAAGGUGCAUAAAGUCUCCUCUCGCUCCAAACAUGAGAAUCGAAAUGCUACGAAACGCCACUCCAAAAACAAGUGGCGCACUCACGGGAAGAAGAACCAGCACGUGGACCCUUCUGGCCAGAAUCCCAGGCCUUCGACGGCAAAGUUUGAGAAUGAGCUGGUUAACAGACAGAAGCCCAAGGUGAAGCGCUUACAGAAGGCUUACACCAAGGCUGCAACUGUGACGUCCAAAGACAAAUGUUCAUCUCAGGCUAAAGGCAAGGCUCUGUCUGCACCCUGUCCUCACGUCCACACCAACGGGGGUACUGAGCUGGAGACGGAGAGCGACUCGGAGGACUCCCAGGUCUGGAGGUCUUACGCCAAGAGCGUUCUUCAGAACGGUGCCGAGAAAGAAGGAGAAGGGAACUCGGUUUUAAAUCAGUCUGAGGAAGUGGAGGUGUUGGAAUACCACGCGCAGUAUGAACGCUCCCAGAACCACACAGUGUUAGUACUGAAGCAAGGCCAGUCCCUAUGUUUCCGAGGAACGUGCCUGCUGAUGUGCCUGAGCGGUCGUGUGGAAGUGAUGGGCUUUACAAUCGAGCAAGGCCAGCAGCCGUAUCCGCUCUUCUCCCCAUCGUCCCACUGUCCGCUCACCAUCAAGGCCAUGGUCGAGUGCACAUCCUCAGCCAAAAGCAGGAGGGAAACUCGAUUAGAGGCCAAAGCCAUCGUCCGCAAGUACCUCCUGCCAGGCGGCGCCGUUGCCGAGGCUCGUACGAGACUGCUGAGCGAGGUGGAUGCAGAUUCAUGCGUGGUGCUGCUUCAGCCGCUGGACACGCCCCUCACACGCUUCCUCUCCAGCUUCGGCAGCUCCUUCAGCCAUCUCUUCGACCUCAGCUCGAAGGAGCUGCACUCCCAGGCUGCCGUGUAUAACCCAGCUCUCUCUGCCGUGGGCGUGACGGCGCUGCAGGGCCCCUGUGCACGUGGUCUGGUGGCAUCAAACAGCUAUAAAGAGGCGCUCAGUCGCCUGCUCAGUGCAUGGGAAGGGGAUUUUGAUCGCUGUCCCAUUAUUCUCGUCUGCGGGGCCAAAAACUCUGGCAAGUCGACUUUCAACAGGCAUCUCAUCAACAGCCUGCUUAACCACACUGCAAGCGUGGAGUAUCUGGAGUGUGAUCUUGGCCAGACGGAGUUCACGCCUCCCGGGUGUCUCUCUUUAAUCACUGUGACCGAGCCACUGUUAGGCCCUCCAUUCACACACCAACGAGAGCCAGAGCACAUGGUGUUUUACGGCCAAGCAGAAUGCCAGUCCGAUCUAGACCGCUACCUGGACUCACUCAAGACCCUGUGGAGACACUACAGCGGAGAAAACCCGGUCAUUAUUAACACCAUGGGAUGGGUUAAAGGGCAUGGCUUCCAGGUGCUGGUCGACCUCAUUCGCUUAUUCUCCGUCACCCAUGUGGUGCAGCUGAGCUACGGUGACACGCCCCAGUGCCAUACUCUCAACCCCGACUUCCUGCGCUCUGCCCAAGGCUGGCACACUCAUCCACCGGCGCAGUCUGCCCUCGCGGAGGAACCGGCCAAUCAGCUCUCGGCACGGGGUCACCUCCUCCUCAGCAUCCACUCGGAGUUCGAAGGAGCCGGGACAUCCGGGGAAAUGCGUCAUCAGCGCAGUAACGAGCUGCGUGAGCUGGCAUUGCUGGGAUACUUCAGCCAGCUACAGUCUGCAGAACCCGGCCCUAUCUGCCCCCUGCACUGCUUCACCCCCUACCAGGUGCCCCACUCGGCUAUCGCUCUCGGAGUCACUCACUGUGACGUGGCACCCAACCACAUCCUGUACGCCGCUAACGCCGGUUUAGUGGCUCUCUGCUGUCUGAGUGAAAAAGUGGCAGGAAGAGGUGGACCUGUGCUACUGCCUCAAACGCCCAUCUGUCAGUGCGUAGGCUUAGGUGUCCUCCGAGGGGUGGAUAUGGCCCGAGGGCUCUACUUUCUAGUCACCCCAGUGCCUCCGGCGACCCUGAGGCAGGUCAACUGCCUGCUGCUCGGGGAGAUCACACUGCCGAAAAUCCUGCUCACUGUCCAGCAUGGUGUUGAGACGGAGCUUCCUUACGUCACCACAGAUUACAGCUUUGAGAUCACGGGCGCAGGAAAAGUCCACGUUUUCAAAGGGCUCGCGAGGUCCGGUUUCGUCAAAACUAAAACAAAUAACUAAGCUCUCUUAUACGGAUUUCACUUUCAGCGAACGAUGUUUGUAUCCCUGUACUUGUUUUUUAGACCAAAUAAAGAGGCUUCAGCUGCCACCGAAUGUA